Entamoeba histolytica HM-1:IMSS is the source of this 630-nucleotide messenger RNA. RefSeq lists its product as uncharacterized. The record is from RefSeq and is a predicted model, not a curated record. The transcript is spliced from 2 exons. NCBI's taxonomy places the organism in Eukaryota, Evosea, Mastigamoebida, Endamoebidae. The coding region runs from base 1 to 630 and encodes 209 amino acids.
AUGAAUUAUAUUUUGUUCCUCAAUUUGAUUGUUUUUAUAAAUGCUACUCAUUUAUGUGAAGAAGGGUAUUACUUUUUAAAUGAAACUUGUAUUGAGUGUGAUAAACACUGUUUAUAUGAUAAAUGUAUUGAUGAAAUUGGAUGUCAAGAAUGUCAACCAAAAUAUUAUUUGAAUGAAACAAAUGGAUGUAACCCUUGUGUAUUGAAUUGUGAAAAAUGUACAGGAGAUACAUUAGAAAAAUGUACUAAAUGUCAAGAUGGUUUUUAUAAAAGUAACAUUUCUCAAAUAUGUCUUUUACCUUAUGGCUGUAUUGAAUAUGAAGAUUUUAUUGGAUGUAAAUCAUGUGAAGAGCAUUACAUAUUAAAUAAUAGUAUGUGUAUUUAUAAGUGUGAUGGAUGUUCUGAUGGGUAUUGUACAACAACUGGUUGUGAAAAAUGUUCUAAUUGGUUUAAAGAAAGUGAUAGUUUUGGGGAUUGUACAAAAGCUUCAGUUGGUAAAAUAAUUUGUGUUAUUAUUAUUAUUUUGAUAAUAAUUCUUGUGUUGAUAGGAUUUAUUUCUGGAAUAUUUUUCUUUAUUAAGAAACAAAGAAAACAUCGACAAUAUGAAGAUGCUUAUCACAACGUUAAUUAA